Messenger RNA from Hylaeus volcanicus, 2385 nucleotides. RefSeq names its product sorting nexin-6 (gene Snx6). Gene Ontology annotation, biological process: phagosome-lysosome fusion involved in apoptotic cell clearance. The record is from RefSeq and is a predicted model, not a curated record. NCBI's taxonomy places the organism in Eukaryota, Metazoa, Arthropoda, Insecta, Hymenoptera, Colletidae. Gene Ontology annotation, molecular function: phosphatidylinositol binding. The transcript is spliced from 11 exons. Bases 236 to 1477 code for a protein of 413 amino acids.
UACGUUUUUCGAGAAUACCGCAUUCUGGCAUGUUAUGAUUCGGUUAAGUAUGUUUUACCAGUAGAAAGUUUUCUAUUGUUGAUUAUUCGCAAGAAAAUACAAACAUAAGAAUAACAAUCUCUACUGCAGGUUACAACCGCGUCAUUGCGGGCGUCAGUUUUAGAUCAUUAUCUGAUUAAUUCUGACAGACAUAUAUCGUCAAACGCAGAACGUGUCAAAAAGACGCUUGGACGCCAUGAUGGACGGUAUAUGCGAUACUACCGACAUUUUAAGUAACGUCCCUCCUAAGAAGACAAUUCAUGCAGAGAAUGUAGAUCUCUCUGACAAGUCAUUGCAGGUGGAUAUUUCAGAUGCUCUUAGCGAAAAGGAUAAAGUAAAAUUCACUGUACAUACGAAAACUACACUACCCGAAUUUCAAAAGCCAGAUAAUUUAGUAGUAAGGCAACACGAAGAAUUUGUGUGGUUACACGAUCGAUUUGAAGAAAAUGAAGAAUAUGCUGGCUAUAUUAUUCCUCCUUGUCCACCACGACCAGAUUUCGAUGCAUCUAGAGAAAAAUUGCAAAAACUUGGGGAGGGUGAGGGUAACAUGACUCGCGAAGAAUUCAAUAAAAUGAAACAAGAAUUGGAAGCCGAGUAUUUAGCAACAUUUAAAAAAACUGUUGCUAUGCACGAAAUGUUUUUAACAAGACUAGCAAACCACCCAGUUUUUCGAAAUGAUCAUAAUUUAAGAGUAUUUUUAGAAUAUGAUCAAGAUCUUUGUGUGAGAGGAAAAAAUAAAAUGGAAGUAUUUGGUGGUUUGGUAAAAUCAUUUUCUACCACCACGGAUGAAUAUUACUUGUCUGCAACUGUAAAAGAUGUGAAUGACUUUUUUGAUCAGGAAAUGACAUUUUUGCAAACUUAUCAUCAUAAUCUAAAAGAAGCAACAGUUCGCGCAGAUCGGCAAACAGCUAAACAUAAAGAUGUAGCUGAUUCUUAUAUAAAGAUUUCUACAAAUCUUUUACAAUUAGCUACAACUGAUAAUGGUAAACUAGAAAAAUUUUUAACAAAAAUUGCAGAAACUUUUGAGAAAUUGAGGAAAGUUGAAGGACGAGUAGCAUCUGAUGAAGAUUUAAAAUUGUCAGACACUCUUCGUUACUACAUGAGGGAUACAGCUGCAGCCAAACGACUGCUUUUUAGGAGAUUAAAAGCUUUACACGCAUAUGAAUCUGCAAAUCGUGCUCUUGAAAAAGCUCGUGCCAAAAAUAAAGAUGUUCAUGCUGCAGUGGAGGUUGCUGAGGCAGAACAAGCUCAAACAGAAGCAUGUGAAAAAUUUGAACAAAUGUCGGAAAAAGGAAAAGAAGAAUUGACGGAUUUCAAAACAAGAAGAGUAGCUGCUUUUAGAAAGAAUCUAAUCGAAUUAACGGAACUAGAAAUAAAACAUGCAAAAGCACACGCGGAAUUGCUCAAAAAAUGUUUAUCGGUGUUACGAGAACAGUGAUCCAAUUUGAUAAUUGUCAUGGCAAAGAUUACUAUGUAAUCUGUAUGAAGAUAACAAUUUAUUUAAAGCUAUAGUAAUGUAACGGUACUGUAAAAUAUAUAUUUUUUGUUAUCUAGAUUUACAUUACUACGAGAAUGAAAUCGUAUUAUGAACUGCAAAAGGACUCCUCGUGAAAUUAAUCGAAUGAUGUUGUCUACUAUUUUCAAAUUGUAAAAAUCUAUGUAAAUGUUACAAUUGUUUAUGCUUGAAAGGUAGUUAUCUUUUAUAUAAAAUUUCUUAAUGAAAUAUUUCAUUAAAAAUUGUAGGGUAUAGAUACAUUCUAUCGAGUUCUUUUGUAGUUUUAAAUUAAUAACCUGUUAUAAUCUGUAAGAUUCUUUAUAUUACAUAUAUGUAUUAUGUGUAUGUGCAAGCUGUUUUUUAAUGUGUGCUACAUUCAGGAAAUAAGAGAUUCAUGAAUUUCUGAUAAAUUCGAUCGCUAAUGAUUGAAAGUAUAGAUUACCACGGCAAUAUAAUGAAAUAUUAAGAAUUACGUUUUUUUUAAAAGAAUCUCUUGUUUCCAAAAUCUAUCACAUUUUAUGAAACGUCCUGUAUAUAACGACUGUAUGUAUACAUGCACGUAUACGUAUAAGUAAAAAACCUAACAGGGAACAUUUAAUAAUUUCGUUGCUUUAAAUAUUUGAAAAAAGAUUGCAUCUGUACACAAUUGAUUUGAAGAGCGAGAUGUGUAAUGAUAGGAAAAGUAUUAUUUCAAAAUAAUAUUUCUUUUUCAAAAUUUCUCAGGUUGAUUAAAAGUCUAACAUUAAUUAGUACAUACGAACUUUUAAGACUUUUAUAGAUAGAGUAGCAUGUUGUACACUGUUAAAUCAAUUUACAAUAUUUUGUUCAAUAAAUUAUAGUUAUAAACAUAA